Messenger RNA from Pyrenophora tritici-repentis Pt-1C-BFP, 1269 nucleotides. RefSeq names its product Glyco-transf-22 multi-domain protein. Gene Ontology annotation, biological process: protein N-linked glycosylation. Gene Ontology annotation, molecular function: alpha-1,6-mannosyltransferase activity. The record is from RefSeq and is a predicted model, not a curated record. Gene Ontology annotation, cellular component: endoplasmic reticulum membrane. Lineage: Eukaryota; Fungi; Ascomycota; Dothideomycetes; Pleosporales; Pleosporaceae.
AUGUUUGCUUUUGUAUUCAGCAACCUUGCCCUACGAAGCUUACUGCUUGCUUACACAGUUCCUUGGACUACCUCGAAUAUCUCUGGCUACUACAGAUUAAGUCUGUAUCUGCUCACGAUUGCUGGGGUUGUCUUCCGCUCAGAGCUGGCCAUCUUGAUCGGUACCAUCACCAUUUACUUGUUUUUGACACGGAGAAUCUCUAUCACGGGCAUCAUUAUCCCUGCUGGACUUGGGGGCGCCGUCAUAGGACUUCUCUCCACCGUUUGCCUGGAUUCGUUCUUUUGGCAAUCGUUUCCACUUUGGCCUGAAUGGACGGGCUUCUACUACAACACCAUACAAGGACACUCGGCUGACUGGGGUGUCUCGCCAUGGCACUACUAUUUUGGAAACGCACUACCACGACUACUGUUGAACCCUGCGACUUAUCUGAUCUGUAUCCCAGUUGCGGUCCUAAACACAUCCUCUCGUGGACGUAGUCUAGAUCUACUUGUUCCGCUACUUAGCUUCGUGGCGAUAUACAGCUUCCUACCUCACAAAGAAUGGCGCUUCAUUCUCUACGUCAUACCCGGUUUGACGGCAGUGGCAGCGGCUGGAGCAGCAUGGAUCUGGACAAGACGAACAAAGUCUCUCAUCUACGCAGGUCUGAGCUUAAUGCUUGUAGGUUCGGUCAUGGUAUCGUUCGUUGCAUCGAGUGCCAUCUUAGGCAUUUCCAGUCUCAACUAUCCAGGAGGCGAAGCACUCCAAGCUUUGCACAGGGACGUGGAGCAUCCUGAAAGAUCGCACUUUAACGUCUAUUUUGAUAACCUCGCUUGUCAAACAGGCGUUACACGUUUCCUCGAGAGCCACACAGGACCCCAGACCGUGCUCGAUGUACUAGAAGAAGAAGAAGUUACCCUACAGAACAGAACGUGGACAUAUGACAAGACGGAAGAUCCGAGGACCCUUCUGGAUCCCAUGUUUUGGACUAAGUUUGACUACGUCCUCGCCGAGAAGCCAGAGAAGGUAAUUGGGAAGUGGGAGGUCGUGCACGUAGUGUAUGGCUUUGGUGGGGUCGUCAGGCUUUUGAAGCCCGGAGAGGAAAGCGGAAAGCUCGCUGAGCCCACGUAUCCAAACACCAGUAAAUCUACGGAGAAGGAUAAUUGGAAGACCAAAACUGCAGCGGUAUGGCGUUCAUUGGAAGGGGCGCUGAGGCAUAGCGCUUUUAAGGGUUAUUGGGUGGAGAUACGGAUGGACCCCAAGAUCUUGAUUUUGGAGAACCAGGCGAAGUAG